UAAAGCGGAGGCUGAGAGUGCAGACACACCAGUGCCGCAGCACCACUGACGCCUGCAACAUGCAGCAGAACAUAUACAUGCAGAGCAAUGAUAACUUUGAGGUCUUCACCACCGUCUUCUCUCCUCAAGUGAGUCGUGGCAGGCAUCGCUUCAGGCAUGAAGGCCCAGAGAAGAUGGUGGUAAAACACAGCUACAAACCUCACUGGCCAGACGAGCUCGAACUCUCCCAGGGUGAUGUACUUCAAGUUAUCUUCAAGCACGAGGAGUCGCGGUGGUACGGGCGGCUGCAAAAUGGCCAGCAGGGAUACUUCCCUGCCACUCACGUUAUGGAGGUGAUCGAGGAGGAUGAGCUCCCUAAAGACGCUGGCGUUUCAUUGAGGAGAAGUUCAGACGGGAUUGUGUUGACUGCUGGAACUCUGGGUUCUGCGGGCACCCCGUCGACCCCCAGUGGUCGGAGGCGGCUGUCCCUGAGGUGCGGGGACGAGAGUCCGUUCCACGCGCUGCGGCGCGAGUCCCAGCAUGUCGCCACGGCGGCCUGCAACUCCCCGCGGCUGCUCCACAGGAUCCUCUCCAAAAACCGCAGGAAGAGCGAGAGCGCGGGGGCCUCCAACGGGGCCUUCGAACCCGACUGAGCGCGCCCGAGGAUGGAGGGAGGGGGGGUGAUUAGACGACAGAGAAGCCACCCCCCCCCCCCUCUCUCUCUUAGGCUGAAGGCUGGGCCCUGCAGGCAGAAAAAGGAGGGAAUGGAGGAAUCUACUACAGAAGAAACCCGACGAGAGAAUUUGAAUUGGGACCUGUGAGAAUAGAAACCAUGCACAGGUCUGCUCUAACUGUCUGGAUGAUGGGACUGCAGCCUUAGAUCAGUGCUGCUUGGGUGUAGGAGCGCCAGCAGCAGGGCCUUUGUCAAAGGCAGUGUCAGUAGCGGCAGGACUGAGGCCUGCUCCACCCUGACACAUUCCAGUCCACCCUCACGCUGAAUGGAAGUCUGUGUCGCAGGAAGCACGGCACAGCGCCAUAACCUGGGUUUUUUAUUAGGGGCAGGGAUCUGAAGUUAAAAGUGAAUGAGUAUUUACCCUCUCUAGACAACAUAAGUGACAACUUUAUGCUUAAUAGUGCUUAAUACUUGAUCAUACUUCUUGCCACAGCUAAAGAUUUUUGUGUGAUAAAGUGUUUCAGUUUUUUUUCCUGCAUUCUCAUAUAUGUUGAUGAAGUGAUUUAUUUUUCUUAAAUUGUAUGAACGUCUUUCAAAUGACUUUGAUUUUAUGUCAUUAUAAUAUUCAAAAUAUAUCUCUGUUUGGCCGUAGAGCCACUGUACAGUAUAAUGUAGUAUAAACACUUAAGUAUAAGGGAAAAUAUCAGUCCAGGUUCUUACGUCAUACAGCUCUGUAAUGUGUUCCAUGGUAUUAAAUCCUAUUUAAGGCA
Molecule: messenger RNA, 1422 nt
Organism: Clupea harengus (Atlantic herring)
Lineage: Eukaryota; Metazoa; Chordata; Actinopteri; Clupeiformes; Clupeidae
Product: vexin
Biological process (GO): neuron differentiation; neurogenesis
Molecular function (GO): protein binding
Source: RefSeq, a predicted model, not a curated record